UUAUCUUUUAAAUUUUAAUUUUCAGGUUUUCACAUAUUAUUUGCAUUAGAUAAUGUAAUUAACAAGUAUGGGCAUAAAUUAGUGAAGUGCUUGAAUAGGCUCCUCUGUAUUAGUGAUGAACAUAAAUUGAUUCAAGCAUUUUAUAGGAGACAAGUUACAUUAUUAGUUGAUUUUGUACUCAUCAUGUAUUGCACAGUUUAUUAUGUUUCACAUCAGUGUAUAGAUUAGCCUCUGAACCAAGCAAAUAAUUGGUUGACAAUGAAAUGCAAUUUCUUGUACUGAAUGUUAUAUUUGUUAGCUUUGGGGGCAAAGGUAGCACCCAGUAUGCCGUUAAGGGAUCACACAAAGAAUUUCCGCAGGAGCUUCUCCACGAAUUGAAACUCAUCUGUCAGGAUAACUUAUCACUUGAUUAUGAUGAAAGAUACCACCAUGGAAAACCACAAAACAGCUUUCAUAAGGCUGUUAAUAUCCCAGAUGUUAUCGUUUAUCCAAGAUCUGAAGAAGAAGUUUCCAAGAUUGUAAAAUCAUGUAACGACUAUAAGGUUCCUAUUGUACCUUAUGGUGGAGCUACAUCAAUUGAGGGUCACACCUUAUCGCCUCACGGAGGGGUUUGCAUUGACAUGUCAUUAAUGAAAAGAGUGAAGGCAUUACAUGUUGAUGACAUGGAUGUCAUUGUUGAGCCUGGAAUUGGAUGGAUGGAACUUAAUGAGUAUUUGGAACCUUAUGGUCUAUUUUUUCCACUUGAUCCAGGUCCUGGUGCAAGCAUUGGAGGCAUGUGUGCUACACGCUGCUCUGGGUCUUUAGCUGUGAGAUAUGGAACUAUGCGUGAUAAUGUGAUCAGUCUCAAGGUAGUUCUUGCCAAUGGAGAUAUUGUGAAGACUGCAUCUCGUGCUAGAAAGAGUGCUGCAGGGUAUGACCUGACCCGUUUGGUGAUUGGAAGUGAAGGAACACUUGGUGUUGUUACAGAAGUAACACUAAGACUUCAGAAAAUUCCCCAGCAUUCAGUGGUUGCCAUGUGCAAUUUCCCUUCUGUUAAGGAUGCAGCAGAUGUUGCUAUUGCCACUAUGAUGUCUGGUAUACAGGUGUCAAGAGUUGAGUUAUUGGAUGAAGUUCAGGUGAAAGCCAUCAAUGUUGCUAAUGGGAAGAAUUUCCCUGAAUGUCCAACGUUAAUGUUUGAAUUUAUAGGAACAGAGGCAUAUGCACGUGAGCAAACACAAAUUGUUCGGGGAAUUGUUUCUAAGCACAAUGGAUCGGACUUUGUAUUCGCGGAAGAACCUGAAGCUAAAAAAGAACUUUGGAAGGUAAGGAAGGAGGCACUUUGGGCUUGUUUUGCAAUGGAACCUAAUAUGGAGGCAAUGAUUUCGGAUGUAUGUGUUCCCUUAUCUCACCUUGCUGAUUUAAUUUCAAGGUCUAAAAAGGAGUUGGAUGCAUCACCACUGGUUUGCACGGUAAUUGCUCAUGCUGGGGACGGUAAUUUCCACACGGUAAUUCUCUUUGACCCUAGCCGAGAAGAACAUCGGAAGGAGGCAGAGAGACUCAACAGCUUUAUGGUUCAUGCUGCUUUGUCAUUGGAAGGAACUUGUACCGGUGAACAUGGUGUUGGAACUGGGAAAAUGAAGUACCUUGAAGAAGAACUGGGAGUGGAAGCAUUAAGGACAAUGAAGAAAAUAAAACAAGUGUUAGAUCCCAACAAUAUCAUGAAUCCCGGAAAGCUCAUCCCUCCCCAUGUUUGCUUGUAAUGAUAUAUCAUCAUUCACUCCAAGUAUGUUCUUCUCAAAUUCCAUAUCUGUAGAAUUCGCUUUUGUACCAUAUAAGGGCUUUAGUUUACUCUAUUGUUUUGUUCAUAAGAAAUGCUUCAUAGGCCAUUUGAUUUUGUGGUCUUAUGUUUCUCCUUUGUCUCAGGAAUUUCUGUAUAUCUACUUUUCAAGUGAGAAAAAUAAACAUGAAGUUAAGAGCUUCUCUUAUUUUGGGAA
This is a messenger RNA of Arachis ipaensis, 1973 nucleotides long. RefSeq names its product FAD-linked oxidases family protein. Gene Ontology annotation, biological process: lactate catabolic process. Gene Ontology annotation, molecular function: FAD binding; D-lactate dehydrogenase (NAD+) activity; D-lactate dehydrogenase (cytochrome) activity. The record is from RefSeq and is a predicted model, not a curated record. Gene Ontology annotation, cellular component: mitochondrion. Lineage: Eukaryota; Viridiplantae; Streptophyta; Magnoliopsida; Fabales; Fabaceae.